UUGACACUUCAAUUUCCGUAAACAAAGCAGUUUUUACAUGCAGAACGUGAUAAAAAUACAUUAAUAAUAUAAUGAACUUAUUAAUCUGAAAGACUGUGAAAGGACAAACGUAGACCUUCCCCUUUGCCCUCGCCUAAAUGAUUACAAAAUAAGUUUUAUCAACUUCUGGUCUCAUGGUUAAAGUAUACGUCUUAUGCUUUAUUUGUUUAAGGAUACUCAACUGAUCGAGCUUUAUUGUUUAUAACAGCUGUUUUGAUAAGGUGUAACAAAAGAAAGGCGCAAUCAUGUUUUUGAAAAUAACCUCUGCAUUUUUAUUGUUAUUUAUCAGUUUAAGUGCAAGUUAUAAACCAGUUGUUUUAAUUCAUGGCAUCAUGACAGGAAGUGGAAGCAUGGAAAUUAUUAAAUUCAGGAUACAAGAGAAACACCCCGGUACAGUUGUAUAUAAUGUAAAUAGGUUUGAAAGUUGGUCUAGUUUGGAGACAAUGUGGCAUCAAGUGUUGGAGAUAGGUCAGGAUGUGGCGAACAUUUCAUCUCAACAUCCAGAGGGUAUUAAUAUUAUAGGAUAUUCCCAAGGAGGUCUGGUCGCAAGAGGUAUUAUACAAACUUUUCCAAAUAUAACAGUGGACACUUUUAUAUCUCUAAGUUCACCACAAGCUGGCCAAUAUGGAGCCGGUUUUCUCCAUGUUGUAUUCCCCGGUCUGGUUAAGGAGACGGCAUAUGAGCUGUUUUAUUCCCGCUUGGGUCAGCACACCUCGGUAGGCAAUUACUGGAGGGACCCUUAUCAUCAGAAACUAUAUGAAACAUACAAUGUUUACCUGCCAUAUAUUAAUAAUCAUAUAAAAUCGAACAAAUCCGAAGAUUUCAAGGCGAAUUUGUUGAAGGUGAAACGAUUGGUCCUCGUUGGAGGUCCUGAUGAUCAAGUUAUAACUCCAUGGCAAAGCAGUCAAUUUGGGUACUACGAUAGUAAUGAGACGGUGGUGGAGAUGCGGCAGCAGGCGAUCUACAUGGAGGACCACAUCGGGCUGCGCAGCCUGGACCUGGCCGGCCGCCUGCUGCUGCUCACGGUGCCGGGAGUCAACCACUUCGACUGGCACAUGAAUGUCAGUAUUGUGGAUGAUUUCCUCCUACCCUACUUAGAUUAAUACCGUUGUAGCCAAUAUUGCCCUUGCCCCUACGAUAAGUGCGGUAAAUCCAUACAUUUUUAUCAGCCAUCUGAAUUCACUCCCUUAAGCAUAUCUAUACUAAUAUAAUAAAGCGUAAACA
Molecule: messenger RNA, 1263 nt
Organism: Papilio polytes (common Mormon)
Lineage: Eukaryota; Metazoa; Arthropoda; Insecta; Lepidoptera; Papilionidae
Gene: Ppt2
Product: lysosomal thioesterase PPT2-A
Exons: 7
Coding region: 285-1142 (285 amino acids)
Cellular component (GO): lysosome
Molecular function (GO): palmitoyl hydrolase activity; thiolester hydrolase activity
Source: RefSeq, a predicted model, not a curated record